AGCGAACGUACGAUGCACGAGGUACUGCCAGUUCCUACCUAUUAUUUCUUGAACAGGUUGUUUCGCGCGGGCGAAUUUUUUUUUUCAAAUUUUCUACUUAAAAAUGUGUGUGCUAAGAUGAAAAUGAUUUUUUAAAAUGUGUGUGUCAAAAUGAAAAUGAUUUUAUAUUAUUAUGUUAAUCAUUAAGUUAUUCGUUUCGUGUAUUGUGUUUGUCGUUAUUGGGCAUCAAAUUCAAUGUGUACAGCUUCUCGAUGAUAAACCAACCAGAUCAAUUUGUCAAUACAAUGAGGAUUGUCCUCCUAAUGAAUUAUGCGACAGAUUAAACCGAAUUUGUAUCAACCCCUGCUUCGAAGACUCUUGCGGCGAGAAUGCCGAAUGCGUGCCAGAAAAUUACAAAGCAAUUUGUCGAUGCCCCCAAGGCACCAAAGGCAAUCCGCACAUUCUUUGCACUGCUGAAGUAGGAAAAACACUUUGCUCGCCAGGACCUUGUGGACCAAACUCCAAUUGCGCCAUUACUGGAAAUACUGAAAAAUGUCUUUGCAAACGUGGUUUUCAAGGCGAUCCCUACGCUACCUGCCACCCAAUGCGUUAUGAUCCAUGCAAUCCGAAUCCAUGUGGACCAUAUACGACUUGCACCGUCUCCCAGCAAGGUCAACCUCUUUGUAACUGCGCCCCGGGAACACAACUCGACUCUAACGGCCGUUGCGCAAGAUCCACGUGUACUAUAGACGAUGACUGCCCUAAUCACAAGGCUUGUGUGUCAUAUAAAUGCAUAGAUCCGUGCUUAGGAUCUUGCGGUAUAGGAGCAUCAUGUCACGUUGAGAGGCAUCAUCCAGUUUGUACUUGUAAACAAAGUCUUGCAGGAAACCCAUUAACCAGAUGUUACCGUUUUGAAAUCACAGUGGAACCAAAUCCUUGCCAGCCUUACCCAUGCGGACCAAAUACCUACUGUGAAGUAUUUGAUAAUCGACCUGUGUGCUCCUGUAUACAAGGCCUCAUAGGAGACCCAAGACUAGGAUGUAAACCUGAGUGUGUGUUGAACACUGACUGUGGUUCAGAUAGAGUUUGCGCUAAUUACCAAUGUAAGGAUCCCUGCAGCAUCAAAAACGUUUGUGGUCUAGAUGCAGAAUGUCUUUGUCGCAAUCAUACGCCUACUUGCAUUUGUUCCAAAGGAUUUACAGGAAAUCCAUUCAUCCAAUGCUUGCCAGAAUCAAUUUAUCCUUCAUAUCAAAACAGAACAUCACCAUGUGCUUCAUCACCUUGCGGCACAACCAACUCCUGUCACGUUCAAGGUAAUGGAGUAGCCAUCUGCAAUCCAUGUGCUGGUCCUAAUGGCUACAAUAAUCCGGCAUGCCGUCCGGAAUGUUUGUGUAAUGCUGACUGUGCAUUCCAUUUGGCCUGUUUGGGACAAAAAUGUUUAGAUCCUUGUGUAGGAGCUUGUGGUAUAAAUGCUCAGUGCACCGUUGUAAACCAUUCGCCGAUUUGCUCAUGCCCAGAAACACUUACUGGAAAUCCCUAUGAACUUUGUUCUCCAAUCAGAACUCCUCCAGCACCAACUCAUCAUUAUUGCAACAGAGGCUGCUGUGGUGCAAACGCCAUAUGUAAAUAUAACUAUGGUCGCAUAACGUGUGAAUGUAUGCACGGGUACUUUGGCAAUCCAUACUUGGCCUGCAGACCAGAAUGCGUGAUAAAUACACAUUGUCCUCAAACAAAAGCUUGUCUCAACAAUAAAUGUAUGAAUCCAUGUUCAGGAGUAUGUGGAAAAAACUCAGAAUGUCGUGUCAUCAAUCAUCAACCGAUGUGUUACUGUCCCCAGGGCUUCACAGGGAAUCCAUUCCGCAAUUGUUACCCACACUAUUUACCAUUACCACCUGUAAGCCCAUGUGAUCCCUCCCCUUGUGGAGCUAACAGCAGAUGUCUCGUGUCUCCUCAGGGUUAUGCUGUUUGCUCUUGCCUACCAGGAUAUCUUGGAUUACCACCAUAUUGCAAACCAGAAUGUGUCGUUAGCACUGAAUGCCCUUCAACUCAAUGCUGUAUCAAUCAGACAUGCUCAGAUCCUUGUAUUACCACUUGUGGUGUGGGUGCGCAAUGUUUUGUCAUCAACCACAGCCCCAUCUGCAGUUGCCCGCCAGGAUAUACUGGAAACCCAUUCAGUAGAUGUAUUUUACCUCCUGUAAUCCCAACUGAAAAGCCUGAUCUCUGUAACCCAUCACCUUGUGGCAGCAAUGCAGUAUGCAAAGAACGCAAUGGAGCUGGAUCGUGCCAAUGCCUGCCUGGAUAUUCAGGAGAUCCUCACAUCUGCUGCAAACCUGAAUGUGUUCUGAAUAGUGAAUGCCCUGAUGAUAAAACUUGUGUAGAUAACAAAUGUAUAAAUCCUUGUCCUGGAGUAUGUGGUACAAAUGCCAAAUGUUGGGUGAUCAACCACACUCCUUCGUGCAGCUGUACCACUGGAUACACAGGAAACCCACUAGUAGCCUGCCAUCCUACACCAACACCAACACCAUAUCAACCAACAGAUCCCUGCAUUCCUACACCAUGUGGACCAUACAGUGUAUGCCGCCAAAUUGACAGUCAUGCUGCAUGCGCUUGUCAGAAGAACUAUAUUGGUUCACCCCCAAACUGCAGACUAGAAUGUACAGUUAACUCAGAAUGUUUGCAAAACAAAGCCUGCAUUGAGCAAAAAUGCACAGAUCCUUGUCCUGGCCAUUGCGGACAGAAUGCUAGAUGUCAAGUUGUCAACCACAGUCCAAUUUGCAGUUGUCCCUCUGGUUACACUGGUGAUCCAUUUGUGAGAUGCAUUGUUGAACAAUAUACCACAACUGAGAAGCUUCCUGAAAACCCUUGUGUUCCUUCACCAUGUGGACCUCAUUCAGAAUGCCGUGUAAUAAAUUAUGGGCCUGCAUGUUCCUGCCUGAGCAAUUACACUGGAAAACCACCCAAUUGCAGACCAGAAUGUGUUACUAAUGCAGACUGCCAGAGUCAUUUAACUUGUAAAAAUGCAAAGUGUACAGAUCCUUGUCCCGGAUCAUGCAGUCAAUUCGCCCAAUGCCAAGCGACAAAUCAUACUGCAAUUUGUAUAUGUCCUCCAGGAUACAUGGGAGAUGCAGCAGUUGAAUGUUACCCAGAACCUACAACUACAACUAAACCUAUCAAUCCAUGCUACCCAAAUCCCUGUGGGUUAAAUGCUGAAUGUAUAAGUAAAAAAGAAGUUGCUGCUUGCCGAUGUUACACUGGAUAUUUUGGUGACCCAUACAUUGGUUGUAAACGAGAAUGUGAAACUAAUACAGACUGCCACCCAACAUCAGCUUGCAUAGGAUAUAAAUGUAUUGAUCCAUGCCCAGGCAAGUGUGGUUCUGAUGCUGUUUGUGCUGUUGUUAACCACCUUCCAACUUGUUCAUGCCCACCUGAAUACACUGGCAACCCAUUCUCCCAAUGCAGACCAAUCCCCUCAACAGAGAAACCACCAACCAAAGAUCCUUGCAAUCCAUCACCAUGUGGACCAAACAGCCAAUGUCAAGCAAUCAGUCAACAAGCAAAUUGUGCAUGUUUACCCACCUAUGUUGGAAGUCCGCCAAAUUGCAGACCAGAGUGUGUCAAUAACUCUGAAUGUGAAUUAAAUAAAGCCUGCAAAAUGCAGAAAUGCGUUGAUCCUUGCCCCAGCAUUUGUGGAUUAUCCUCAUUAUGCGAUGUUAGAAAUCAUAUUCCAUAUUGUAGUUGCCCUCCUCAAUAUACUGGAAAUCCAUUCAUACAGUGUUCACCCAUACCACCAGACACCACAGUUCCGCCAACAACUCCCCGACCUUCCUGCGAACCAUCUCCUUGUGGCCCUCAUUCCCAAUGUGUAGUUGUCAAUGACAGUCCUGUUUGUUCCUGUUUACCAGAGUUUGUAGGAUCUCCACCAUACUGCCAUAUAGAAUGUGUCACAAAUUCCGAAUGUGGAAGUCAAUUGACUUGCAUUAACCAACAUUGUAAAGAUCCUUGUCCAGGAUCUUGUGGUUUCAAUGCUAAUUGUAGCGUUAUAAAUCAUGUCCCAGUAUGCAAAUGCCCGCCAAAUUAUCGUGGAAAUCCUGAAGUUGAAUGUGAACCAGCUUUAGGUUGUGAUCGCGCUGAUGACUGUCCUGAUCACUUAUACUGCAUCAAUCAUACUUGUGAAAAUCCUUGUGAGGGUAAAAUCUGCGGUGUCAAUGCUUAUUGUGAUGCUGUAAACCAUCAAUCAGAGUGCAAAUGCCCACCAAAUCAUCAGGGGAACCCUGAAGUUGAAUGUGAGCCACCUAUACGCUGUGAUAACAAUGAUAACUGUCCAGACCACUUACACUGCAUCAAUCAAAUUUGUGAGAACCCUUGCGCAGGGCAAAUCUGUGGUGUCAAUGCUUACUGCAAUGCUACAAACCAUCAACCUGUUUGUAAAUGCCCACCAAAUUAUCAAGGAAAUCCUGAAAUUGAAUGUGAUUUGCCUAAACCAAAGAUUACUCCAAAAUGCUUAUCUGAUGGUAUCCAAAUUGAAAUGGAAGUGACUGAGCCCUACUUCAAUGGCAUAAUGUAUGUCAAAGGACACAGCAAUGAAGAAGAAUGCAGCAGACUAAUAUCAGUUCAUCAAAAUGCUUCUUCACACACAGAAGUGUUCAAAGUUCCAUUUGGAUCUUGUGGGUUAAUUCAUACCAAUAACCAAGCCAAUUUCAUACUAGUCCUACAAAAUCAUCCAAAAUUGGCUACUUUCAAGACUCAAGCAUACCACAUUAAAUGUGCUUAUGGUGCCAGUGAAAAAAACUUUUCAGUAGGUUACCAUGUAUCAGUAACUUCAACAGCAGGAACAAUAGCUAAUCAAGGUCCAGCACCGAUCUGUGUAAUGAAAGUAGUGACAUCAACUGGCCAAGAGACUCAGUCUGCAGAGAUAGGAGAAGAUCUCAUAUUACAAGUUGACGUGCAACCAUCCAAUGUUUAUGGAGGAUUUGCUAGAAGUUGUAAAGCAAAGUCACCAAAUCAAGAAGAUUACAAUGUUACUGAUGAAUAUGGUUGCGCUACAGAUCCAAGUAUUUUUAGCGAAUGGGAGUACAACAAAGAUACACAUUUGUUGACUGCCAAAUUCAGUGCUUUCAAAUUCCCUAAUUCUGAUGAUCUAACUUUCCAGUGUAAGAUUAGAGUAUGUUUAGGACAAUGCCAACCAGUAAACUGUGGAGGUUACAAUGCUUUUGGAAGACGUAGAAAAAGACAAAUAUCAGAUGGAAUUGAUAUUGAUAUCUUACACAAAGGCCAAAUACAAGAAGAAAAAAUAAUUGAAUCAAACGCUAUAGUUGCAGUUGAAAAACUCAAUAUUCCCAUCAAAGCGGAACGACAAACUGCCCCAUCAAACGAUGUAUGCAUUUCAAUGAUCGGGUUAAUAAUAUCGAUAAUAAUAACGGGUGUAUUGGCUCUGACAGCAGUUGCAGUAAUGGUUUCUUGGUGGUUAAUGGCGAACAGCAGAACACCACCAAGACGAGGUCCAAUGGCACAUCCGGCAGAGAUUCCUAACCCAAUGUAUACAAGUUCUCCACUGUAAGCGAUAUCGAAUCGUAUGGAGAAAAUUUGGCCCUAAAAAGUCUUUGUGUGCCUACUCUCUAAAUUUAAAGCAGUCAAAUUUCACUGCUUAGCAGUCACGACAUUUUGCCUUUUUAAAGCAGUAGUUUUUUUUUACUGCAAAACAGUGAAAAAUUACUGAAUUGGUCAGUCAAAAUGAUUUUUUACUGACCAAUUCAGUAAUUUUUCACUGUUUUGCAGUAAAAAAAACUACUGCUUUAAAAAGGCAAAAUGUCGUGACUGCUAAGCAGUGAAAUUGACUGUUUCAAAUUUAGAGAGUAAUUUUUUAGAAUUUAAUCCUCAUGUGUACUUCCUACAUAUGAAAUUUGUGUUUGUUCAAUUCUCAAUGGGUAUUGCCAUUCGUAACUUGUGUUCAAUUUUUUUAAAUUUUAAUUUCAACUCGAAUCAACGUCAAAAAAAUUAGUGUUUCUGCCAUAAAAGUUCUACCAAAAAUGAAAAAAAAAAACAUGCAAACAUGCGAGUUCUUUUCCCCUUGAAAAAUACUCAAUUGCAACAAAGUGAACAUGUUGAUCAAGGAUGCCAAAGAUUUUCCAAAUAGUCCAUGAAUGUAACCAUUCAAAAGUUGCAAAAACCAUUAUCAUUGAAGUUACCCCUAAUAAUUAACGAUUGACAUAUUUUAUUGCUUUGUAUUACUAAGAUAAGAUCUCACAUUACAGCCAUGAAAGCCCCCAGUGGACGGGCGUGAGUCAUUUUUAUAUGUACAUAAAUUAAGUAUUAUUUGAAAACAUUAGCAUCCGAAGUUCAUAUUUGCAGGUAAAUAAACAAUAACAUGUCUUAACUUAUCAAGGAAAUGAUCUUGUAUUUUGUAAGCAUUUAAUGGAAAAUACAAUCUGUGAUAUAGCGUU
Molecule: messenger RNA, 6419 nt
Organism: Planococcus citri (citrus mealybug)
Lineage: Eukaryota; Metazoa; Arthropoda; Insecta; Hemiptera; Pseudococcidae
Product: neurogenic locus notch homolog protein 1-like
Exons: 21
Coding region: 173-5536 (1787 amino acids)
Source: RefSeq, a predicted model, not a curated record